AUGUAAGGAAAUGACUUGUCAUCGGAGUAGAUGUAGAAAGAUGCAGAAAUCAAAAUGAUUCAAGAUAGAGAAUAAAAUGAAGAGCUUUAACAAUAGGAAGAGAAAAAACCACUCUUUUCAAAUUCAACAUAAAGAUGGAUAUUAUGGAUAUUAGAUGUAGUAGGAUUAAUCAUAUUUCUUGGGUAUUGCUAUUUCAUUCAAAGUUAUAUCUCAACAAUUUACUUCUUGAUUUUCAUGUUGAUUAUCUAAACUUGGGAAACUAAGCUGUAUAAAAUCGGAAUGUUUGAAAGAAGAGAUUCUGAUAAAAAGGUAAAUACUUAGAAAAUUGUAAUUAGAUUUACAAAGAUCCAUUGGAUUUUCUUUAGAAUUAUACUAAAAUACGAGAAUUGUACAAACAAAGAAAAACAAUUGCAGCUAAUACUUAAAAUAUAGAAGAUGAUGAUUCAGAAGCAUCUGGAUUUGAGGAUACUGAAAUUAAAUAUAAACCUUUGUAUUGGAUUAUUUUCAAAGAUUAGAACCAUGCCAUUUGGAUAUUUUUAUUAAUUUUCUCAGCAUUGAGUUUAGUAAUGAAAGGAGUUUUUAUUGGAAUUAUUAAAAAUGAUCCUUCAUAAGCAUAAAAUAUUAUGAGUCUAUAGAAUUAUGAAGGAAUUGAAGUUUAUUUCGAAUUAAAGAAUAAUAAAUUUGUUAUAACUACUAAAGAUUAUGUUAAAAUAUUCUUACCAAAUUCACUUAUAUUUGUAUUUUGUUGUUUAGUAAUGGCAUUAAGAAGAGUUAAGAAAAAGAAAUAUUUAGAAUAAUUUGGAGAAUCUAUGAAUAGAUAGAUAUUUUCAUUUUAUUUUGUUAUUAUAUGGCUAUUUCUAGCAAUGAUUAUAAUUACUUAUUAGUCACUUAUAGGAUAUUUUUAUUUUAUUUUGCAAUUGAUAGUUGGUCUUAGAUAUUUUUAAAAAGAAGCUACAAUCACUUAAUUUGAUUAAUUUAUUUUGAAAAUAUUAAAAGCUACAAUGUUAAGCACAUUAUUAAUAGUUUAUUUUGCUGGUACUCCAAUUAUCACUUAAUAUAUAAGUGAGACAUCAUAUUGGCCAUAAUUUUUUGGUUUAGAUGUAAUUUAUUGGAUGAGAAUUAAUAAUUAAUGGAAUGUAAUUUAUAAUUUUUUAAAUAGAGUUACAUAUUCAUGGCUGGAGGUUUGGCAUUAUUUGCAUUCUUAUGUAUUAUGUCAGAGUAAUAUACAAAUGAAGAAAGAAAAAUAAAAUUUAAAGAUCCAAUUUAAGAAUGUAUUACAAAUUAUGAGAUUUAUCUUUUUAAAAAAUAAAAAUAUAAUACAACUAUUAUAGAAGAUAAAGAAGCACCUAAUAUUGAAAUUAAAUAAAAAAUAGAUGAUAAUUAAGAGGAUUUACAAAAGUAAUUGGGUGAAGAAAAUGAACUAAAAUAAAUUAUGCCUGGAUAAACAGUAAGAAUGUCUCAUGUAGAAGAAGGUGAUGAAGAAGAUAAAAAUAAAAUUCUUUAUAAAUUAAAUACUACCUUAUUUUCAUUAGGAAAUAAAUUGUCUAAAUUUCUUGAUUAACCUAUUGUUACACUUAGACUACUACAAUUAUUAAUGAUUACAAUUGUUAUAAUGUAAAAAACCUAUGAAUCUUUGCUGUCAGUAAUUUGGAUCUUAAUUACAGGUAUUUUUAAUUAUUAAUUAGGUUUCACACUUUAAUAUAAUAUUAAUUCAUUCACUUCUUUAGUUUUAGCAUUACCUUCUGUUUUCAUUAAUUAUCUUGUAUUUUAUUAUUAAUGCAUCCCAAAUAUGAAUUUACCUGAUAAUCCUUUUUUAAUAUGUAAUUCUUAAGAUUUAGUAUGUUAAAAAAUUGGAUUCUUUAAUCUUAAUGAAGAUUAUAAAAAAGUUAUCAAUGUAAAUUUAUUGAAUAAUUUUUAGCUUCUUAUUAUGAAUAUUGCUAUUUAAGCAUUCUUUCUCUUUAUUCGAUAAGUUCAUCAAUAUGAGUAGUAUUAAUCAAUAUUGUAAUCUACUAAAAAAUCUUAAGUAUAGACUAAUGCAAAUAAAAAAUAAUUGAAGGUAAUUAACAAAAUAUAUUAGUUAAGGAUGUGAGCUGGUUAACUUUAAUUUUUGCCAUUUUAUUAAAAGUUUCAUAUGUUGUAGCUUUAAUAAUAGUAUAUUGGAUUGGAUUUUUUGAUGUCAAUCUUAUCUAAGGUUUUUUAGUGGUUUUUUUGAUGAUUUUUAUCAUUAAUGAUUCUACCCUUUGCAUUUAUAAAUAAAAAAAUGAUAAAAAUGAAAUUAAAGAAUAUAUUGUUCCAUUUUCAUUCAAAUAUUGGAUUGUAUUUUUAAUAUACAUUAGUUUAAUCACAUCAUUAAGAUACAUAUAUAUAUUAUUUUUUAUGGGAUAAAGCACUAUUAAAGAAGAUAAGCAAUGGAUUAUUAGUUUAAUAGGAAUCAAUAAUUAAGAUAAUUAUGAUAUUCUAUUUUGGGUAUUAUUUUAUUUUGCAGCUCUUUAAUAUGAUUCUUAUAGAUCUAAAAUUUAUCUUAAAUAUUCAAAUUAAAUAGUUAAUAUAUUUUUAGAAAAAAUAAGUAAUAAAGAAAAACAGAUUAAAAUAAGAACAACCAUAUAAACCCUUUAUUUAUUAUUUAUGAAAACAAUCAUUUGGAUUACAUUCACACUAAAUAUAUGUUUUAUAAUUUUUACCCAAUUUUCAUUUGUGAAUUUAGGAUUGUUUAUAUAUAUUGGAGGACUCUUUUUGUAUUAUACUCUUAGAUUUAUUCAAGACCGAGUUAACUAUUAUUCAAUGUCAAGAUGUUGGUAUAUAUAUUUAUAUUUACUUGUAUUUGCAUUUGUAAUUAGAUAUAUAUUUUAAUUUAUUUGCCUACCCAAUUAUAGUUAAAUUAUAGAAUCUAAAUUAGAAUCUCUGUAUGAUAAUUUAUAAUUUAAGUAUCAAUAAUAUGGAUUUUAUUAAUACAAUUAAAGUAAAUUAAGGCUUGAAUACUUGCCUGAUAUGAUUUCCAUAUUUUUUGGAGCUAUUUCUUUGAAUACUUACUAAUUUUUUAAAGAGGCCUAAAAAACAAAAUUGAAUUAGGCAAAUUAAUCUAAUUAACCACCAAAUAAUAUAGAAAAACCUCUAUUAUAAGCUGAUUCACUAUUGUUUUAAUCAGGAGCUAGUGAAAAUGCAUUAACUGAUAAAAUAGAAAAACAAUAAUAAAAAGAUCUAGAAGAUUUAGUUAAAAUUAUGUAGAUUAAUAUUUUAGAUGAAUAUAAAUUCCUUCAAAAGCCUAUAAUGUUUAUAGCAUAAAUUAAUACAGAUAUAUUAACAUUAUAUGUUGUUUUUUCAGUUGUCUUUUUUGUUUAAUCAAUUGCUUCAUUCUUUAUAUUAGUUUUAUAUUUAAGUUAUUUUGUAGCUGUUCAUAAUGAAUUGUUAGAUAAUGUGGAAUAAAAGAAUUUAUUAGCAAGAUUAAAAUAAAGUAAAUUUUAAAUUAUUAUUUUAGAAAUUGUGAAUUUGAAAAAAACAUAUUUAGAUUACUGUUCUAAAUAAUAAAAUUAAUAAAAUGAUGAAGAAGAUGAAAUUAAUUUAGUUUAAACAACUAAUCUUAUAACAAUGACAAGAAUGAAAAUAAGAAUAGAAAAAAAAGUUUCAAUUUGGAAAAUUUCUUUUAGUUUUAGUUGUUUUUGUGUAUUUGUGACGUAUUUAUCUUAAUAUUUAUCAUUAUUGAUUGAAUAAGUUAAUGUAGAUAAAUAACAAGGAAUAUUAGAUGCAUAAUUAGGAUUGUUUAUAUUUGGAACUUUUGCUUAAGAAAUUAAUGUUGCUUAAACAUGUUUUUGUGGAUAGGCAGGAAAUAAUGAAUGUUAAGGAAAUAAUGAUUCUGAAUCAUCAACUAUAUUUGAUGAGGUUUUAUUCUAUUUAAUACUUGUAUUUGCAAAUGUUGUAGAUGCUGGAUGUACUAUGUUUCUAAAAGAAUAAUUAGAUUAAGAAUAAGAAAAUCUAAAUUCAUUUGAAAAUAAAUUUUAAUAAUAGAAAUAAAAAACUGAAUCUAGAUAAGUCAUAUCAAGAUCAAUGAUUUAUACUUUGAAAGGUAUUCAUAAUCAAGCUUAGGGAGACAGUCCAGUUUAAUUUAUUUCAGAAUAAUAGGAAAUAGAUGAUUAAAAUGAACUAGAAGAAUUUAAGAAACAGUUUCCUUUUUUAUCUAUAAAUAUUUUAAAUUAAUAUGAUUAAACCCAAGAAUUGAGUUUAGAUGAUUUGAAAAAGAUUUAAAUUGCAGCUAAAGAUAUCAAUUAUUACAAUAAUAGAUCAAGAAUAUUUAAUCUCAAUUUAACAAAUGCUGGAUUUGUGACUUUACAACGAGUGUUUAUUUUAAUUUUAUUAUUAAAUACUCUUUUAGCUAAUAAUAUUUUUUCUUUAGUCUAUUUGGGAGUAGCUGCCUAUUUAUUUAUGUAAAAGACUGGAGCAUCCAAUAUUAAAAUUUUAAACACUUUUUCAGUUGUUGCUAUUUGGAUAUAAUAUAUUAUGAUAUACUUUUUAAAUUUUGAAUUAUAAGAAAAUGAUCAAUUAUUACCUGUUUUGGCUUAAAAUUAUAAUAGAGAUGCAUUUAGUUUAAUUAAGAAGGCAUAGGUAUUUUAAGAAUAUCCAUAUUUUAUUCCAUAUCUUGGCUUUGAUAAUGGACCUAUUAUGGAUUGUUCAAAAUUUGACAGUUAUACUAAUACAACUAUAAUAAAUGAUUUAGAAACAAACUAUUGCAUUACCAAUAAUAAUAUUGAAUGGAUUUUCAUUUUAAAUACUCUCGUGCUUUCUCUUAUUUAUUUGUAUUUUUUACUUUUGCAACAUAUGUCUAAAUUGAUUUUAUCCACAACUAUUAAAAUGGAAUUAGAUUUUCAAUUUACAUAAUCAGUAUUGUAAAAACUAUAUUCCAAAUGUAAGUUUUAAAUCCAUUUAAAUUAUUAAAAUUGGAAAAAUAGAGUUUAUUCUACCAUGUCUGGAAUUGUUUAAUAAAUAAUUAAAAUUAAUCAUAUUAUUUUUAUUUCUAUUAUCAUAUUGUUGGCUAAGUCAAAUAGAAUUCUUUUAAAUUAUUUUGAAUUUAUUUUAGCUGUUUCAUUUUUAGUUAUUUUUGAAUUAAUAUUGAAAACAAAUAGAGUUUAGAAUCUAUAAAGAGAAAGCAUUUAUUUUAAAGUUCUCUUCUAUUUAGCAGUAUUUACAAUAUCUAUGUAUACUAUUUUAAGACUUCCUUGGAUAUUAAAUUGGUGUGCAGCUUAAAAUUUUAUUGAAACAUCUGAUUAUUAAAAUGAAUUUCUUUGCAUAGAAAUUUUUGAUAUGAGUCUAGGAGGAAUGAUAUUUAUCAUAUUCUUUAUUUCACUUCAUUUCGAUUUAAUAAAUUCUAGUCAAUUUAUUGAAUCCUUGAGUAAAUUUAUGAUCUUAGAAUAAUAAUAAGCAAAAAUGAUUUCAAGGGCCCUUGCCUAUCAUAAAAAUUUUAAGAAAUUCACUGCGAUCAUAUAAGUAUCUGUGUAAAAAGAGAUAUUUAAGAAGACAUAAGAGAAAGCAUAAGACAAAUUAAAAAUGUGGCAUGCAAAAUUACUCGAUAAAACAUAAGACAAAGUCAUAAUUGCAGAUGAAAUAAAAUAAGAAUAUUAACCUAUUUAAUAAUUAGAAAAAUAAGAAUAAUAAUAAUUAGAAAAAUAAGAAUAAUAGUUAGAAAAAUAAGAAUAAUCGCAAUAACAAUAAUAAUAAUAAUAAUAAUAACAAUAACAAUAACAAUAAUAAUAAUAAUAAUAACAAUAACAAUAAUAAUAAUAAUAAUAAUAAUAAUAAUAAUAAUAAUAAUAAUAAUAAUAAUAAUAAUAAUAAUAAUAAUAAUAAUAAUAAUAAUAAUAAUAAUAAUAAUAAUAAUAAUAAUAAUAAUAAUAAUAAUAAUAAUAAUAAUAAUAAUAAUAAUAAUAAUAAUAAUAAUAAUAAUAAUAAUAAUAAUAAUAAUAAUAAUAAUAAUAAUAAUAAUAAUAAUAAUAAUAAUAAUAAUAAUAAUAAUAAUAAUAAUAAUAAUAAUAAUAAUAAUAAUAAUAAUAAUAAUAAUAAUAAUAAUAAUAAUAAUAAUAAUAAUAAUAAUAAUAAUAAUAAUAAUAAUAAUAAUAAUAAUAAUAAUAAUAAUAAUAAUAAUAAUAAUAAUAAUAAUAAUAAUAAUAAUAAUAAUAAUAAUAAUAAUAAUAAUAAUAAUAAUAAUAAUAAUAAUAAUAAUAAUAAUAAUAAUAAUAAUAAUAAUAAUAAUAAUAAUAAUAAUAAUAAUAAUAAUAAUAAUAAUAAUAAUAAUAAUAAUAAUAAUAAUAAUAAUAAUAAUAAUAAUAAUAAUAAUAAUAAUAAUAAUAAUAAUAAUAAUAAUAAUAAUAAUAAUAAUAAUAAUAAUAAUAAUAAUAAUAAUAAUAAUAAUAAUAAUAAUAAUAAUAAUAAUAAUAAUAAUAAUAAUAAUAAUAAAUUAAAAGUGAAGAGGAAAUACCAAUAAGAAAAGAAUUCGUCAGUCAGUUUGAAAAUAUAUAAGAAGAAAGAAAAAGUCAAGAAAUUUUAGAAACUUAACUUUUGAAAGAUACAAAAUUUCAAAGUUUAAGUAAAUCAUAAAAGUAAUGUAUAAAAAUUAUUGCUUCAAUAUAAUCCUUAAAUAAUAAAUUCAAAUUUAUGGGUUUACCAAAUGUAAUGGAUUAUCUAUUAUCAUAAAAUAUUAUUUUAAAAAGGAGAGUUUAAUUUUCAUUGAAUGAUUUUCUUUAAGAAAAUUACAGAUAAUUUGAAGAAGAAUUAAUUUAUUUAGAUUAAUUUUACUCUCAUUUACACAAAAGAUUAAGAGCUGCUCCAAACCAAAUUUUAGAUACAAAUGCAAUUUCAGAGGAAUUUAAUUCUAGAUUAGAGAAAUCAAUUUAUAAUCCAAAGACUGGUAAAAAGAUGUAAAGAAUGAUCUCAUCAAUGAAAUAAACGUUGAAAUAAUCAAGACAAGUAUUACUUUAAUCUUAAAUAUCUGUAUCUCCUUAAUUUUUAUCAUAACAAUAAUAAUAAGAAGAGAUUAACUAUGAAAAAUAUGUAAAAUCUACUGAUCUAUAUUUUGUUAAAAUAGUUGAUGAUAAGCAAUUAAUAUUUGUUGAAAAUUCAAAAUAUUGUUCAGCUCUUACAAAACUAUCUUUAGGUGUUCUUAUUUUUAGGAUCUUUACAGAGAUUUUUAGUUUAAUAAUUACUUAUUGGAUGCCUUUUUGUUUUUUACUCAUAAUAUUUUAUUAUGCUUUUAAUAGUGGACUUUUGGGAGGGGUAUUACCAAUUAUGUUAUUUGUAUGGAUAUUAAUUGAUGAAAAAGUAUAAUCAAAAUUAUUUUGGUUGAUAUCAUUUGGUAUAUAUUUUUUCAUUUCUAUGUUGGUAUUUGCUUAUUCAUUAAGUGGAGUAACUGAAAAAUAAAAUCAAAAAAAUAGCAAUGGAAUUUUAGAUACUUGGUAUUAUCCUCUAUAUAAUGGAAAUUAAAGCAUUUCUUAUGAAGUUAUACUAAUGAUUUUUAUAAUCUUUUAAGUAUAUUUUGCCAAAUAAUAUGGCAUUUAUUAUAAAAGCUUAUUGGAUAUUGAAAACAUAUUUUAAGGAUAUUUAAGAAUGAAAAUUAAUAAAUUUACUCCAUACAUAAAAAAAAGAAUUAUUGAAGAAUAAAAUUUGGCAAAAUCAGAUGAUGAAGAAAAACUGAUUUUAGAAGAUGAUUUAUUUGAUUAAUAAAAUUAAAAAGAGGAAAGCAAUUAAUUUUAAUUGAAGGAAAGUAUUGAAAUAGAAAAAAGAAUCAUUGAUGAUCCAAAACUUUUGAUUUAAGAUUCUUCAAGUUUAUUUGAGAGAAUAUUUUCUUACAAAUAUUCGAGACCUGGUGUUGACUUAUAUCCUAUAACAGCUAGUAUUUAGAUUUUAAUAUUAAUUUAUACUCUUAUAUUUUUUACAAAUAUGGUCAGUGAAUCAAUAAGAAUUAAUAACAUAUUGAAAACAAAUCAAAUACCAGCAUCAUUGAUAUGGGCACUUUUAGUUGAAUUUAUAUUGAUGUUUUUUGAAAGAUAUAUUACAAUGAAAGGUAAUACAGAAAUGAAAGAAAGUGAUAAUAAAAAGUAGUCCUUUUUUUAGAAAUAUAAACUAUAAUUUUUCCUUAAAUUUUUAUUAUAGUUAUGCACGAUAAUACUCAUAUAUUGGUUGGUAUUUUUUUAAUUAGGAAAACCUUGGAGGGAUAAUGCUAUUUAUAGUCAUGAUUCUACUUCAGCCUCUUCGUAUACAACAUUUAAAACAAAUGGAUAUAUAGAAUGUUUUUUCAUUUUAUAUUCAGCUUAUUUUACAGUUUCAGCCUUAUAACUUAGGUUUGGUUAUAAAAAACUAAAACUUAGAAACACUUUAUUAUAAUCCUAUAAUUUAAUAUCUUAUGCUAUAGCUUAAACUUAUUAUUCAAUACCAUUUUUAUUUGAGCUUAAAGUAUUGAUGGAUUGGACAUUUUUAAAGGUACUAAAAUAAUAAUUUAUUAUAGACUUCUUUAGACAUUUUUUAAUGGUUCACAUUAGAAGAUAUUCAUGGAAUAAUGUAUUUUACUAAAAAUCAAUCAAAAGGUUAUUUAGAAAAACCUUUAGGAUAAAAAAUAUCAGGAUUUAAGAAAUGCACAUGUGGUUUUUGUUUAGUUUUGGUGAUAUUUGGUUGCAUUUUUGUUCCUUUGAUAUUAUUUUCAAGUUUAAAUCCAGCUUCAGAAUUGAAUCCUGUAAGAGGGGGAGAAUUUUCACUUUCAUUAAUUAAUACUAAAACAGCUCUUAAUGUUGUUUUAUAUUAAACUAAUUAAUUUUAUGGAUUAGAAAAUACUUUAGAAACUAAACAAGAAAUUGAUGAAGCUCUAGGUUCAGAUUGUACAAAUUAAAUAAUAACUAAUGCUCCAAAAUAAGGAGAAUUAUAAUAAUUUUAAUUACUUAAUUUUUCAAAUUCAAAUUGGGAUAUUUCAUAUCCUUUAUUCCAACAAUUACAAGAAUAAUUAACUGAAAAAAUUGAUGGAAAUGUUGAUCAUGAAUUUUUCUUAAAUGUAUCGUUUAUCUUUACUAGAGAUCAAUAAAAAAUUAUCCCAACUAAAAAUUACUUUUAAUAUCCUGGCAGUGGAAAUAUUUAUCUAAAGGAUCUUUCUGGGUAAAAUGAAAGUUCUUUGAAUAAAACUACAUUAAAAGCACUUUAAUCUCUACUGAGGUGUGUUAAUCGUGAGGAUUCAACAAAUCCUUAAUAAAUAUUUUUAGAAAACUUUUAUAUUUAAACUGUAUAAUUAUACUCAGCUGAUGGAACUUCAUUCAAAUCAAAACCUAUUUUUGCAAACGCUAAUUAAAGUAUAGGAAAUGCAUCAUUAUCAUUCUUUUGUAAUGGAUCAAGUCCUUUAGAAUCAUAAUCUUGGUGGACUCUAGUUUAUUCAGGUAACGCAUGUUUGCUAGAAUAUUGUGAUGAAUCUGAAAAAAAAGAUUAACCUAAUGGUUUAAUUAUGUUUGUAGUUUCAGAUACUUUUUCAACUUUAACAUAAGGAUUCAGUAUAAUAACAAUUUACACAUCAGUCAUUUUACUUAUAGGAUCAUUUAUUCGAUCAUUCUUUUCUGGACAAAUAUGGAUGUUAGAAUUCAAAGGAAUGGUAUAUCCUGAUGAUUUAAUUAUGAUUUGUUAGGCUAUUUCUAUUGCUAGAUCUCAAUAAGAUUUCAAAAGGUAUUAAAAAUAUUAUUUAUAUUUAGCGAAAAUAUUUUAUACUUUGAAUUAAUAGACAUACUUCGAUCUCCUGAAAUUGUUAAAGUUAUGACUGGAACAUGGACUGAAGAAAUUAAAAAGAAAGAAUUUGAAAGAGAAAAGAUAUUGCAAUAAGAAAAUGAAGAACAAUUAUUAUAAUAAUAAUAGGAAUAAGAAAAAUAGAAAGAAAAAGCAUCUAAUAAUAAUAAUGGAUAAAAGUUAAAAUAAGAUUGA
This is a messenger RNA of Paramecium sonneborni, 9930 nucleotides long. The record is from the annotation of a GenBank genome assembly. Lineage: Eukaryota; Ciliophora; Oligohymenophorea; Peniculida; Parameciidae.